Molecule: messenger RNA, 1710 nt
Organism: Lachancea meyersii CBS 8951
Lineage: Eukaryota; Fungi; Ascomycota; Saccharomycetes; Saccharomycetales; Saccharomycetaceae
Source: the annotation of a GenBank genome assembly
AUGUUGCAUAAAUACACAACUCAUUCAGCUAACAAAGAACACCGCGAUGUGCCAAGCGGCCAUGAUAAACACGCGGUUCCAAAAAGUUAUAAGCUCUUGUCCGACAGUUUGCAACAUCUGGCCCUGGACGGCGACUUUGAAGCUGCAAAUAAGUCAAAUGCGAUGCACAGUCGCUAUACGAUCCCACAGGUGGGACUGCCUUCUGAAACAGCAUACGAUUUGCUGCACAAUGAAUUGACGCUGGACGGAAAUCCACACUUGAAUUUGGCCAGUUUCGUUAACACCACAACCAGCGAAACGGCUCGCAAACUGAUCCUGCAAAAUGUAGACAAAAAUCUGGCAGACAACGAUGAAUAUCCACAAUUGAUUGAAAUCACCCAGCGAUGCAUUUCCAUGCUAUCGCAGCUGUGGAAAGCUGACCCUGAAACGGAGACCCUGGGGUGUGCAACAACAGGCUCUAGCGAGGCAAUCAUGCUGGGUGGGCUCGCAAUGAAAAGACAGUGGGAGCAGCGCAUGAAAAAAGCGGGCAAGCCCACCGAUAAACCCAAUAUUAUCAUGUCGACGGCCGCACAGGUGGCUCUCGAAAAGUUUGCCCGGUAUUUCGACGUGGAGUGCCGUCUAGUGCCCGUUUCCCACCAGUCAGACCACCAUUUGGACCCCAGCAAGCUCUGGGACUUUGUGGAUGAAAACACAAUCGGGGUGUAUGUCAUUCUAGGCACCACGUACACGGGUCAUUUGGAGAGCGUUGAGGAGGUCGGGGACGUCUUGACGCAAAUUGAGGAGCAAAACCCAAACUGGAGCAACAAAAGCAUUCCUAUUCACGUUGACGGCGCCUCGGGCGGCUUUAUCGUUCCUUUCGCGUUUACCCAGGAGCAAAUGAGCAAUUACAAACUCGCCCGGUGGGGGUUCAACCACCCUCGGGUGGUGAGUAUAAACGCCUCUGGUCACAAAUUCGGGCUCACAACCCCAGGUCUAGGCUGGAUUCUUUGGAAGGACAACGAGUAUUUGCUACCAGAACUGAGAUUCAAAUUGACAUAUCUGGGUGGUGUUGAGGAGACUUUCAACCUAAAUUUCUCAAGACCGGGAUUUCAGGUGGUUCACCAAUACUUCAACCUUUUGAAUUUGGGUAUGAAAGGAUACAAGGAACUUUUCGACCAGUCCCUCUUUGCUGCGAGAUUUUUCAGCUUGGCGCUGAUGGAAAGCGAAGAGUUCAAAGGUAAUAUUGAGAUCAUCAGCAGUAUUCACCAAAGAAUUGAUGGGAACAAAGCCACGUUGAAAGACUGCUUGAAAAGUCCUGAACUCUUCAAGCCUGGUGUUCCGCUGGUUGCAUUCAAGCUGUCGAACCAAUUUCACGAAAAGUAUCCCGAAAUUCCUCAGGCCAUGGUAUCAUCCCUUCUAAGAACCAAGGGCUGGAUUGUUCCCAACUAUCCUCUGCCAUCGUCCACGGAUAAAUCCAACAAAUGGGAAGUCCUGAGAGUGGUUUUUAGGACAGAGAUGAGCCUCGAUCUCAUUCAGCUGUUCAUACAUCACGUCUACCAAGCUAUUGAGAAGCUUAUUACAUGCUACGAGAGUGUUCCCGACGUCCUUUCUUCAGAGGAGAGAAAGGAUGCUAUCUAUAAGAUGUUGCGGAUUUUGGCGGCACCAGAAAGUGCAGAAAACGAGGAAGAGAACACUCGCCGUAAAAAGAAGAACUACAGAGGUACAUGUUAA